Molecule: messenger RNA, 721 nt
Organism: Gadus macrocephalus (Pacific cod)
Lineage: Eukaryota; Metazoa; Chordata; Actinopteri; Gadiformes; Gadidae
Exons: 2
Coding region: 83-721 (212 amino acids)
Source: RefSeq, a predicted model, not a curated record
UGUUGUUGUUUUUUUUGUUUUUGUUUUUCAUUUCAGGUUCAAUCAAGCUGAACUCGCAUUCCUUGUAGAGUAUGCCACUGUCAUGAGCCCAGUCGCCCAGGCAACCAACAUCCUGCAAGCCGAGGCAAAUGCACAGAUGGGUUGGCUACUUCCAACCGUCAACCUGCUGAACGCCAAACUUGACAGAAUCAAGUUGCCACUGAAAUACUGCAAGCCUUUAGUGGAUGCUCUACAGGUGGGAAUUAAGAAUCGGUUUGGCCACAUGUCUGUAGACCCGGAGAUGAUAGCAGCUGCAAUUCUUCUGCCAAAGUUCAGAACAACUUGGACAAAGGAUGAUGCCACAAUCAAAAUGGGAAUGGACUACAUCAAGCAGCACAUGGAACAACCCUCCCUGCAGCUAGGUGAUGCCACCAGGUCCAGUUCAUCUGAUGAAGAUGAUUUCUUCUCUGCUCUGCAGUCUUCUCAAGCCCAAGACAGCACCAAACAACUGGAUGGAUAUUUGGCCUGUUCAGCAGAUCAAAUGAACUUGCUGAAAUCCUUCCCAGCUGUGCUCAAGUUGUCUGUGAAGCUGAACACACCUCUACCUGCCUCAGCAGCCUGUGAAAGGCUAUUUAGCAUCGCAGGCCUAGUCUUCAGCCCAAGAAGAGCGAGACUGAAUUCUCAAAAUUUUGAGAAUCAACUUCUUUUGAAGAUGAACAGGAAUUUUUUUAGUUUUAAGUAA